This is a messenger RNA of Lytechinus pictus (painted urchin), 5234 nucleotides long. Its product is annotated as regulator of nonsense transcripts 2-like. The record is from RefSeq and is a predicted model, not a curated record. NCBI's taxonomy places the organism in Eukaryota, Metazoa, Echinodermata, Echinoidea, Temnopleuroida, Toxopneustidae. Gene Ontology annotation, cellular component: exon-exon junction complex; cytoplasm. Gene Ontology annotation, biological process: nuclear-transcribed mRNA catabolic process, nonsense-mediated decay. Gene Ontology annotation, molecular function: RNA binding; protein binding. Bases 405 to 5213 code for a protein of 1602 amino acids. The transcript has 34 exons.
GUACUAAUGUAGGACCGGACCGGGCCCGACAGGCGCGGCGCGAUCGAGAGGAGGGAGCUCGCGUUGUCCCUCGCGCCCUGGCCUGAGUCUGAGACAAGUUCAACUGAACUUCAACUUAAGUCUUGUUAUUACUUCCUCCUCCGCUCAUGGGAGUACAUCUGCAUGUGGUAGUCUGCGAUAAUAAUUUGAGAAAUGACUUUGACUCUUUGAAUUUGAUACAGCAAGAAAUUGUCAGUAGGGAUUCCAGUCGCGGUAAAUUUCAAUCAUCAAACAACAGAAACAACACAGUUUUGUUUUGCGCGCGCCGAUCCAGCCGGCCGACCGGAUGUGUGGAAAAGCCUUUUGACCUUUGGAUUGAUCGCUGAUUCCGCCUCAACAAUACUCGAUGAAUAUAUGAAAGAAUAAUGGAUCUGCUGAAAGAAGAGGUGGCUGCUGUGAAAGAAGAACAAUCAGAGGACAGGGCACUGGAUGGAAACCAGACUAACGAUCAUGGAGAUGAAACUCCAAAUCUGAAUAGUUCAGCGAAUGAAAAGCCUCAGUUGGUCACAGAAGAUUGCAAUACAGACACCAGCCCUAAGGAAAAGGAUACUGAACCAGAACAGAUCGGAGCGGGGAAUGACCAAGUAUCAAGCGAUGCAAAGACCAUUGAGGACUCUUCUGUAGCUGUGGAUGACGGGAAAGAUGCUGUUACUGCAUCCAAGGAUUGUGAAGAGCAAGCGCACGAUGAUGGUGUGAAGGAUAUGAAUAAAGGCAGUGACUCUCAGUCGGACAAGUCAGAUAAGGAAACCAUUGCUCCCAUUCCAAUACCUAUGCCAAAAGUUUCAAAAGAAAUUUCAAUAGAAUGCGACAAAGAAAAUGCUACUUUACGUAAAGAAGAGAAAGGAGGUGACACUGUAGUUGAUGAUAAGCAGUGCAAAUCUGAAGCACAGUACAGUAAAGGGGAUACAAAGUCUGAUGGGGUUGCUAAGGCAGAACAGAAAUCUUUGGCAGCUGACACAACCAUUGUCAAAGAAAAUAAGCAAAGUGAAGAUAAGCCUAAGAAAUCAGCUGAGGACAGACCAGGGAAAGUCACUGGUGGUCAAGGCAAUGCAGAAACUGACCCACCCAAUAAAGAACGCGGAGGAAAGUCCUACUCUGCCCAACGUUCUGGCAGCAGAACUGGCAAGAAGGUAGAAGAGGAACCGAAAAAGUAUGGGAAGGUUUCUGCUGAAGUGAAGGCUUCUGAUGGGAAAAGUGGAUAUGAUGAUAAGAAGGGAGGGCAGACUGGACAUAGGAGAGGGAAAGAAAGUGAUGUUAGGAGUGAAAGAGGUAACCAGAGAGCCAGGGACAGAGAUAAGCCAAGAGGAGACCCUUAUAAAGACAAAACAUCUUCUGAAAGAAGAAGAGAAACUGAUUCCAGAGGAUCAAGAAGACGAGAAGAAGAUCAUCACAAAUCAAGGGGGAGGGAGGAGAGGAUGAAGGAAGAUGAGGAAAAAAGAAAGAAGGAAGAUGAAGCCAGAAAGAUACAGGAAGAAAUGAAGAAAGCAGAAGAUAAAGUGAAAAGGGAAGAGGAGAAAAAGAGGCAAGCCGAAGAGCAGAAACGUCUGGAUGAAGAAAAUGCAAAGAAGAGAGAGGAGGAAGAAGAGAAACAUGCAAGGGAUACUCAUGCCGAGGCACUGGAGAGGAAGCAGGCUAAAAUGGCUCUUAGAGCAAAGAAUCUUUCUGCAGCUUCUGAGAGACCUGAUGAAGAUUCCUUUGUCAAGCUAGACUCCAGUCUCAAGAAAAACACUGCAUUUAUUCGAAAACUGAAAACUUUGAGUGAGCAGCAGAAAGAUUCCCUGACCAAGGAAUUCCAGGGGCUCAACCUGACCAAGUAUGUCGGAGAGGCUGCCAUAGCCUUCAGCGAAGCCAAGCUCAAGAUGUCUGACAUUGCCUCUGCUGUUCACCUGUGCUCUCUGUUUCAUACUCGCUAUGAGGAGUUCUCCUCUCAGUUGCUACAAGGACUACAGAGGGUGCUCCCUGCUCCAUCCAAAAAAGAGGACAAGGAGAACAAACAGCAGGUUGUAUUUGAUAACAAGAUCAGAGUUGAACUACGUUUCCUUGCUGAGCUUAUUGUCAAUGGGAUUUUCACCGAGAAGGAAGGACUGCCUCUUCUCAACAACCAGCUAUCUGCCAUCAUGAAAGGAGAUAGGGAGAAUCAUAAUUAUAUCACCAUCAUCAUCAGCUUCACCAAACAUUGUGGAGAAGAUUUUGCAGGGAUCAUCGCUAGGAAGCACAGGCUGCUGGCAGAAAAGUAUAACCUUGAGUUAGUAUCAAGCGAGGUCUUCUCUACCCAGCUCCAGACAGCUUACAAGAAUCUACUGAAGGACCACUAUGGAUCUCUUUCCAAGUAUCUUGAAAGACAACAUAAGGAUCUACAGAAUAUGGAGAGACAGAACAGAAGGACACUGCAGAAUAAAGGUGAGCUCAGUGAAGAGAGAAGGAAGAAACACGAGGACAAGCUGGCCGCUUAUCAGAAGCUACUCAUGAAUACAUCAACGAUGGCAGACUUGUUGGAUGAAGACAUGCCUGAUCUACCAGUGGAAGAACUUAGCCAAACUGAGCUAGAGUUAAUGGCUAUUGAUAUGAUGAGAACAGAUGGGCAGCUGUCCGAGUUUGAUUGGGCUAACUCACUCUGGGAAGACGACGAUACUCGUACCUUUCACGAAAACCUCAUCAAUCUUAGAACCAUGGUUCCAGCUAUUCUAUUCAAAGAUACAGAUAAUACAUCCAAUCAGAGACCUGGAGAUAAAGAAGAUGACAAGCUUGAUAAGUUAGAGGAUGAUAUCAAAGCUCUGGAAAUCGAAGCGGACGAAGAGGAAGCAGCCAUUGAAGAAGGAGAAGUAAUCGUAGAAGAGGAAGAGGAAGCAGUGGAAGAAGAGAUGGAAGGAAAGGCUGGAGAAGAGCUGGUUCUAGAAGAAAUAGAAACAGCCGAUGGCGAUGACGAUGCUGAAGAAGGAGAGCAGAUCAGCAAUGCCACACUGAAGAUGUUGAUGGAUGCGUACAUCAACGGACUACCACAUUGUGUCAACAGGGAUCACAUAGACAAGUCUGCCGUUGAUUUCUGCCUGAAUCUGAACACCAAGGCCAACAGGAAGAAACUUGCCAAAGCUCUCUUCAAUGUACCAAGAGUGAGGUUGGAUCUUCUUCCUUUCUACUCACGGCUGGUAGCUACCUUGUAUGUAUGUAUGCCCGACAUAGCAACAGAUCUUGUAGAAAGACUCAAAUCAGAAUUCAGAUGGCAUGUGAGGAAGAAAGAUCAAAUGAUGGUGGAAUCCAAGAUCAAAGUGUCAAGAUUCAUUGGUGAACUUACCAAGUUCAAAAUGUGUUCUAAGGCUGACACCUUACAAUGUCUGAAGAGCCUGAUACAAGAUUUCCGUCAUCACAACAUUGACAUGGCUUGCGCCUUGCUGGAAAGCUGCGGAAGGUUUCUCUAUCGCUCGCCAGACUCUCAUCUCAAGACCAAUGCUCUCCUGGAACUGAUGAUGCGGAAGAAGAGCAAGAUGCACCUGAAUGAAAGACACAGCACGAUGAUAGAGAAUGCUUUCUUCUACUGCAACCCACCUGAAGUCCUCAAGGUUGAGAGGAAAGUGCGGCCACCGAUGCACGAGUAUAUACGCAAGCUACUCUACAAGGAUCUCUCUAAGGUAUCGGUGGAGAAGGUCUUGAAGCAAAUGAGGAAGCUACCUUGGGACAACCAACAGAUCAAGCAGUAUGCGGUGAAAUGUUUGAGCAGUGUGUGGAAUCUGAAAUACAACAACCUUCAUUGUUUAGCAAACCUACUGGCAGGACUGGUUCUCUACCACGAUGAUGCCGGCAUACAGGUGGUGGAUGCCAUCUUGGAAGAACUCCGCAUUGGGAUGGAGAUAAACCACCCCAAGUACAACCAACGUCGAGUGAGUGUUAUUAAGUUCCUAGGAGAGCUCUACAACUACCGUAUGGUGGAGUCAAGUGUGAUCUUCAAAACCUUGUACUCCCUACUUAGGUUUGGAGUUGUCCUUGAGGAGGCAGGAAGUCCCUUUGAUCCACCAGAGCAUCUCUUUAGGAUACGUUUGGUCUGCACCAUGCUUGAUACGUGUGCUCAGUUCUUUGACCGGGGCUCAAGCAAGAAGAAGUUAGAUUGUUUCCUAGUCUACUUCCAGCAAUAUAUCUUGUACAAACGAGGCCUGCCGUACUGGACUGCCGACGGCCACCCAUUCCCGAUGGAUGUUGACAAUGCCAUCUCCGAUUCCAUCGAAGUUCUCCGACCCAAGCUGAAGCUCCUGGGAUCCCUGGAGGAGGCUAACAAGGAGGUGGAGCAGCUGGAGAAGGAUCAGAUACAGAGAUUCUCAUCUGUGUUGCCAGAGGUUCAUCUGACCAUUGUCCAGCCACCAACGGGAGGUCAGGGGUUGAUGCCUAUCAUGGAGAGUAAUGAGGAUCAAUCCAACUUAUCUCAAGGCAUGGACUCUUCUAUGUCACUGAAUGACGACGAUGAUGAAACUUCGGACGGGGAAGACGAUGGACGUGGGAGGAGGGCAGGAAUAAACAGCGCCUCCAAUAGUCAGAGUCAGAAUACAGGAGAAGAGCAAGAGCAAGAAGAGAUGUAUGGUGACUAUGAAGAAAGUUUGACACUAGAUUCGGCUGGAGAGAUUGAGGAAGAUGACAAUGUGACCGUGAUUACAGGAGGCCCUAAGCUGUUACAAUGCGAUGAGGAUGAAGACUUCACUGCUGCUUUUGAUAAGAUGCUCUCUGAAAAUAUUCAGCAAAGAAAUGCCGAAUCCAUGAAAGUCACUCAGCUGGACAUCGGAGUACCUCUUCACAUCAAGGCUCGGACAGCCCUGAAGCCGCUGAACUUCAACCCCUUCCAGUCCUCGGCUGUGGAAGAACCGGAGGAUCCUGGGACGGUGAACUUUGUGCUGAUGACCCGCAAGGGAAACAAGCAGCAGUUCAAGGAGUUUGAGGUUCCGGUCAACUCGGAGCUGGCUGCCAAUCUCAAGAACAGAGAAGAGGCGGAGAAAGCAGAGAAACAAAGAAUGAAAGAAUUAACUCUACACAUCAAUGAGAGACAAGAGGAGGAAGACUAUGAAGAAAUGUUGGCCAGUAUGCAGAGACCAGCAAUGAGUGUGCCUCAGACUGGCAAGUCUCGUUUCCACCAUCCCAAGGGGGCACCAAACACGGAGCAAAUAUUCAACGCCAAGGGUAAUAGGAAGUGGUAGAGGAAAUGCCAGGAUAACCUU